GUCUAAUCUGAUCCAUUGUGAGCAUAAGGAUGGUGAAAACUGAGGGAGAAUGUGCCUUUGGGUUUGGACUUGUGCCAGUUUGGAGGUUUUAUAAAUAACCGGAUGAUAUGAAGGUCCGGCCAAGGAGUCUGGGACUGGCUGGAGUUUUGCUGCUGAUGUUCGCUGUGGGGCUGCUCGUUACUGUUCCAGAGAUAGUGAAGCAGCAGGUGACAGCGAAAGUUCAGAUUGAUCCUGAUAGUGGUCUGGCCUACACCAUGUGGCGAGAUAUUCCUAUACCAUUGUACAUGUCACUCUAUUUGUUCGAGGUCAAAAAUCCACAGGAGAUUCUGAAUGGCGAGAAACCAGUUCUGGAGGAGCGAGGGCCUUAUGUUUACAGAGAAUACAGAUGGAAAAGCAACAUAACAUUCCACAAUAAUUACACUGUCUCAUACCGUGAAUAUAAGCGCUACCAUUUCUGCCCUGAACGGUCGGCUGGUAGUGAGAGUGAUGAGAUUGUCUUGCCCAACGUGCUUGCCCUGGGUGCAGCCUUAAUGGCUGAAGAUUUGCCCUAUGCUUUGAAACUUAUCUUCAGCACUGCUUUGAAGACCUUUAAUGAGACUCCAUUUAUUAAGAAGUCUGUGAAGGAGAUAAUGUGGGGAUAUGAUGAUCCACUUGUUGACUUUCUUAAUAAAAUAUUUCCAGGCAUUAUCCCAUUUAAAGGAAAGUUUGGUUUGUUCGUUGAAAUGAACAACUCGAAUGCUGGGUUAUUCACGGUUUAUACAGGAGUCAAUAAUAUUGCUAAAGUUCAUCUAGUAGACAACUGGAAUGGUCUUAAAGAGGUGAACUAUUGGCGUUCUGACCAGUGCAACAUGAUAAAUGGAACAGCAGGUGAAAUGUGGCCUCCAUUCAUGACUCCUUCAGACGCAUUAACUUUCUUCAGCCCAGACUCCUGCAGAACAUUGGAACUGGUGUUUCAGAAAUCAGGCAGGACCUUUGGGUUACCUUCUUUCCGAUACAUUGCUCCAAAGACAAUGUUUGCGAAUGGGACAGUAUAUCCCCCCAACGAAGGCUUCUGUCCCUGCAGGCAGUCCGGAGUGCUGAAUGUCAGCACGUGCAGACACAAUGCUCAAGUCUUUAUCUCGUACCCGCACUUCUACAAUGCUGACCCAGUGCUGUGGGAGGCUGUCUCUGGAUUACAUCCCAAUGAGAAGGAUCAUGCACUUUUCAUUGACAUCCAUCCUUUAACUGGAAUCCCUUUGAAUGUCUCCAUCAAAUUACAACUAAAUUUGUUUGUGAAAGCAGUGCAUGGAAUAACGGAAACAGGAAAUAUCCAGCCUGUGCUACUGCCAUUGCUUUGGUUUGAUGAGAUGGGACGUAUCGAUGGUCCACCUUUGCACACUUUCUACAACUUCCUGGUGUUGGUGCCGAAUGUAUUUGAAUAUCUUCAAUACACCCUGAUAGCUGUCGGCUGCCUUUUGGUGCUAAUUGCUGUAGUUGUUAAAAUUGUGCACUGGAAACAGCAGAUUUCUGUCAAAGGGAUUUCCUCUGGGACAGAUAAAGAAAGUCAAGGAGCUUCUGCGAGCCUACUACCGGCUGGUGAAUCUAAUUACACCUUGCUUCAACAACCUUCGUAUCUGCUGGACUGAAUCUUUGAACAUCUGAACAGGAAAUUGAACAGUUUUUGACCACAAGGCCUGUUUCUAAAUGUUCCAUUGAUGUUCCUUCUUGAACCUGCACCGAAUACAUAACUCUUGUUAACUAAAACAUUUCCACAUGCCAACUGACAUAUUUGUAGUGUAGCCAUUGUGACAAGCACAGUAACACGCUGUGUGGAGAAACAUGACAAAACUUAUUGCAGCCUUUGUUUCUUAUUAUAUUCUAUUUAGUUACAAGUUGCAAUAAUGUAAUUUUCAAGUAUUAGCCACAUUGCUUGGUCACAUUCAUCCCUUUGACUUGUAGGUGAUGGGUUUAAGUUCCAUUCGGAACCUUACCACUGCUGCGUAGAACUCAUGGACAUCUGAACACAUUUCCAGCGACCACUGCCUGGUCUGCUGAUGUGGCUCGAUACAAGGGUUGUCGAUCCCACAAUGGUCGCUAACACCUUGCGCGAUUGAAGAAGUUAAUAUAUUUUUGGAGUUCUGUCCUUUGGUUUAAACGUUGAAACAAUCUAUCCAGUCUGGUGGUUGAAGUGGUGACUCUCAGAGUGGGGAUUUUACUGGUGAUGUCUCUAAUAUUCUUUCCUCAUCCAAUCCUACCAAAAAACAAAUCAGUCAUUCAUCUCACUGCGGUUUGUUUUCAAAAAGCAGUUUGGAGUUUUCACUUUAUACAUUAAUGAUCUAGAUGAAGGAACUGAGGGCAUCCUGGCUAAGU
Molecule: messenger RNA, 2349 nt
Organism: Carcharodon carcharias (great white shark)
Lineage: Eukaryota; Metazoa; Chordata; Chondrichthyes; Lamniformes; Lamnidae
Gene: scarb1
Product: scavenger receptor class B, member 1
Exons: 13
Coding region: 108-1625 (505 amino acids)
Biological process (GO): recognition of apoptotic cell; cholesterol efflux; plasma lipoprotein particle clearance
Cellular component (GO): cytoplasm; caveola
Molecular function (GO): lipid binding; scavenger receptor activity; low-density lipoprotein particle binding
Source: RefSeq, a predicted model, not a curated record